This is a messenger RNA of Coniosporium apollinis CBS 100218, 2496 nucleotides long. RefSeq lists its product as uncharacterized. Gene Ontology annotation, cellular component: Dsl1/NZR complex. Lineage: Eukaryota; Fungi; Ascomycota; Dothideomycetes. The record is from RefSeq and is a predicted model, not a curated record. The transcript has 3 exons. Bases 1 to 2496 code for a protein of 831 amino acids. Gene Ontology annotation, biological process: retrograde vesicle-mediated transport, Golgi to endoplasmic reticulum; endoplasmic reticulum to Golgi vesicle-mediated transport; regulation of ER to Golgi vesicle-mediated transport.
AUGGUCCCAACUAACUCGUCUGCCAGGCCGCAGAAGAUGCAACAGCCCGAAGAUAGGGAUGUGCGGGUGGGAGACUAUCUCGACGAUAAGCUCCAGACACUUGCCGAUCUUGAGUCUGUUGACUCCUUGCUGGCUGGUGUCCGUGACCGACACGAGCUCCUCCAGAAGCAGCUCGAAGAUGCCCGUCUGGACCUUCAGACGGCAAAGGGCUCGUACAGCGAGUAUGCAUCAUCGUCUCAGCGUGCUGCUCGAGAAUUCGCAAAGAAGCAGCAAGACAUUGACCGUCGACUGAAAAUCAUCGCGCAAUCAGACACAAGCGACGAUGCUGUUGGGAAAUUUGAAUCUAGCAUGGACAAGCUGCGCCGGCUAGACAUUGCGAGCGGGUAUAUGGAGCUAUUGCAGGAGGUGGAGAAGAUCAACUCCGAAGGCCGCACUCGCCUACAGACAUCACCUGAAGCAGCCAUGGAACAAUAUAGGCAGCUCCGUAAACUCACGGCAAGCCUCGCGCCUUUAGCGGAUGCAGCAGAGGGAGCGGCACCGCAUCUUUUGGAUCACAUAUCAAAGACAACCGAGAACCUCCAUAGGCAAAUCAAGGACGCGUUCUCUGCAGAACUAGAGCAGCUCCUAAAGAAGAUAUACUGGCCUAGAGCAGACGCCACUAUACCGCCAAACCUGCAGCAAGAUUGGGAAAAGAGCACUGGUAAGCUCCUGGACCUGCAGAAGCCCGAGUUAGAGGCCCUGGAAAGCGCGGCAACGACGAAAGAUAAGAACAAAGCGCCAGCCGUGCUGCUCCCCCUCGAAGUCCUGGUGCAACCACUUGAGAUGAGGUUCCGCUUCCACUUCGAGGGCGACCGGCCUACAAACCGCCUCGACAAGCCUGAAUACUUCCUCUCGUAUGUUGCGGAUCUCCUAAGCCAGUAUAACGACUUCAUGGUCGACAACUUGCAGCCUAUACUGCUGCGUCACUUCCGGGGCUCAGAUCUGGGCAUGAACCCUGCAUACAUCGACGCAACAUCUGCGCUCAUCACAGCACUCCUACCAAUGCUCCGUGCCAAGGUUUUCUCCAUGCUCCCUCAGGUCGCAAGCCAGCCGCAGCUCCUGAGCCACCUGAUCCAAGAGAUCAUGAGUUUCGACACCGCCAUCCGAGAUGAAUGGCGCUACAGCGGCGGCUCCGGCGUGGAAGGCUGGAAAGGCAUCGCCUGGGAAGUGCUAGUCCAGAAAGACUGGUUCGGGCGCUGGCUGCAAGUAGAGAAGGAGUUUGCCCUCUCGCGCUACCAGAGCAUCAUCGACGACCCUUCGGCCGGUGAGCUGGACUAUGACAGCGUGGACCCGGAUGCUACGAAGCCGAGCAAAGCGGCGAUACGGGUCAACGACUUGCUCGAAACUAUCACGGAUAGAUAUAGACCGCUGUCGUCCUUUUCGCAGAAACUUCGCUUCUUGAUCGAUAUCCAGAUAUCGAUUUUUGACAGGUUCCACGAGCGGCUGCACUCGGGGCUUGAGGCUUAUCUCACCUUGACCUCUUCGAUUGGCCGGAGGGUCCAGGGCAUCAGUCAAGAAGAACAGGCUUCUCUUCAGGGUGUUGCUGGUUUGGAUCGACUGUGUAGAGUAUACGGCAGCGCGGAGUAUCUUGAAAAGGCCAUGCGGGACUGGAGCGACGACAUCUUCUUCCUCGACCUCUGGACCGAGCUCCAACAGCGCGUCUCCCGCCCCCCCUCCACCACCACCCCCACAACCCGCACCUCCACCCCCAUCGCGGGCGCCCUCUCCCUCUCCGACAUCGCCACCAGCACCUCUCCCGCCGUCGGCACUACCACAAACGGCGCGCUCUUCGACGAAACCGCAGCCGCCUACUCGCGCCUCCGCAUCCGCUCCGAAGCCAUCAUCACCGACACUUUAAUCUACGACCUGCGCGCCGCGCUGCGAGGGUACCAGCGGGCAAAUCCGAGGGGCAGCAUCAGCGCCACUACUGCGGCCGUGAGCAGCACGUCCGCGGAACUCGACCCGGCGCUGUCGUAUCUGGCCGCGUCGCUGCAUUUCCUCUCGCACGCCCUGGCGCGCGCGCCGCUGCUGCGGAUCACGCGGGCCCUGUGUCGCGCGCUCGAUGAGGCGCUCUGGGACGGCGUGCUGAUGCGGCAUCGGUUCAGCGCGGCGGGCGCGGCGCAGCUGGCUGCUGAUUUCGCGGCGCUGUGCGCUGCCAUCGACAAUGUCUGCGGGACCGGGGUUGCGGAAAGAGGGAUGAGGCGGAUGGGGGAGGCGGUAGGGUUAGUAGGGCUGAGGGCUAGUAGGGGGCAGGCGGGGGGGAUGCAAGACGGGGAGGAGGAGGAGGGAGAGGAGGCCGGGGAGAGGGAGAGGAGGCUGGGGCUCUGGGAGGUGGAGAGACGGCUGUUUGCGAACAAUGAGAGUGCGAGGGAGGUGUUGGAGGAGUUUGGGGUGGAGAGGUUAUCGGAGGCGGAGGCGAGGCAUGUGUUGGAGAGGAGAGUGGAGUUGGGGAGUUAG